GUGCCAAUUUGUUCCCAAAUGGUUAGCCCUCCCGUUUGUGUUCCACGCAUGGAGGCCACAGAAUAAAAUCAGUACCGAACGACUGCCACCUAUCCUGAGAGUUUCUGCUGCCCAGAAUUGGCGGUUUAUUUUUUGAAUGCAUUUCCCGUGAUUGAGUUAUACCCCCAUAUUUUGUGCAUCCUUUGGAGCGAUAAUUAAUAAUGUCUACAUGUUUGCCAGUCAAACAUAGUUAAAGGAAGAAAAAAAAAGGCGCUUCAUCUUCGCAUGAUAGCUUUUUGGAAGUUUAAAAUUGGCGUAAAGUGAAAGUUGCCAACUGGGUAAAAUUGGGAUUACUUAAGUUGGCAUUUUUUUUCCCCUCUCCAACUUCGUAUCUUCUUUGUAUCUUCUUUGUAUCUUUUUUGUUCUUUUUUUUUUUUUUUUUUUUUUACCGCUGCGAAAAAAUGAUAGAAAUAGUUGGCUCGCUGGCCUUAGCCUUCACGCUUUUACUGGCCGUGGUCCUGGCUCACAUAACCGCAGGGACGAGAAAAAAGAAAUUAAUCAUCGACAGAAAAGGAGAGCUGAGCAGCAAGUACAAAAUCGAUUUUGAUAUAAUUUCGCAAGGAAUGAAACGUAAGAAUGUAAUAAAUGUGGAUGACAUAACUGACGAGGAAUUGCUAGUCAUUCUGUUCACCGCGAAGAAGUUUGAGUCUUUGCUAAAAAAUAAGAAGGACACAAAGUUCCUGGAAAAUAAAGUUUUCUGUAGCAUCUUCCUGGAGCCCAGUACAAGAACGAGAUGUUCCUUCGACUCUGCAAUUUUGAGACUGGGUUCGAAGGUGAUAAAUAUUACGGACAUGAAUUCCACGUCGUUUUACAAGGGGGAAACUGUGCAGGACGCGUUCACCAUUUUGGCGAAAUAUGUGGACGGGAUUAUAUACCGGGAUCCCUCGAAUAAUAAUGUCGACCUCGCCGUCGCCGCGUCCGACAAGCCAAUCAUCAACGCGGGAAAUGGCACAGGGGAACACCCAACACAGUCACUCCUAGACUUCUACACCAUAUACAAUUUCUUCCCGUACAUUUUGGAAAGAGACAUAAACCAAAAAAUAAACGUGGCCUUUGUUGGAGAUUUAAAAAAUGGAAGGACUGUUCAUUCGCUUAGCAAAUUGCUGAGCAGAUAUAAUGUCAAUUUUAUUUUUAUAUCUUGCAAGUCGCUGGAUAUUCCCGAAAAUAUUGUGCACAUUAUAACGAACAAUUUGAAAUGGAACAAUUUCUACAAUGAAAAUUCUAUUAGAAAAUAUGACAAUUUGGAGAAAGGAUUAAAAGAUGUGCAUGUGAUAUACAUGACACGGAUACAGAAGGAGAGGUUUACCGACUUAAACGAGUACAACGCGUAUAAGGACGCCUUCAUUUUGGAUAACCGCGUUUUGGAGAAUACCAGGAUGGAUACGAAGGUCCUGCACCCCCUCCCCAGGGUUAACGAAAUAAAAGUCGAAGUUGAUGACAAUCCCAAAAGUGUGUACUUUUUGCAGGCCGAAAACGGAUUGUAUGUGAGGAUGGCCCUGUUGUACCUCAUUUUUUCGUAA
Plasmodium vivax (malaria parasite P. vivax) is the source of this 1559-nucleotide messenger RNA. Its product is annotated as aspartate carbamoyltransferase, putative. The transcript has 3 exons. The coding region runs from base 441 to 1559 and encodes 372 amino acids. The record is from RefSeq and is a predicted model, not a curated record. NCBI's taxonomy places the organism in Eukaryota, Apicomplexa, Aconoidasida, Haemosporida, Plasmodiidae. Gene Ontology annotation, biological process: 'de novo' pyrimidine nucleobase biosynthetic process; amino acid metabolic process. Gene Ontology annotation, molecular function: aspartate carbamoyltransferase activity; amino acid binding.